CAGCUCUGACUGACUAGCCAUUAGGCAGGCAUUCUGCGAUGUCACCUUAUCUAUGAGGAGGGUGCAAAUGAUUGAAGGUGUCUAGCGGUUAAGGAAUUACAUUUUUACAAGCCAUCAAUGGUGACAUCAGCGCAUACCACGGACGCAUGCCAGGCGUGACCACUGACGAGACACCUUGGCUGGGGCUGCGCGAGAUGGUAAAGGGUAAAUAGCGGGAAACAUGACCUCAUUUCUGUUUUUUUGGGGUUCCUAAUCACAAACUCGUAGGCUAUAUAAGAGAUGAUGGAUCUCAUCCUCACCCAGAACAGAAUUGACACUGGCCACUUCGGGAGUUGAGACACUGGAAUACUUUUUAUCACACAGACAGACUAGACAUGGGACUGCACAGCGUUGAAGAGCUGGUCACUGGUAAAAGGUGUGAGGGAAAGGAGGCAGGCCAGCACCUAUCGGGGGCGUGUUCAGAGAGUGUGUACGAGGCAGCCGUCAACCAGGAGAAACAGGAUGGCCGGAGGUCACACAAAGACUUUAUCCCAGAGGAGAAUGUGAACAGCACUCAGGAGGAGAUCACAGUUGUCAAUCUCAAUACCGACAAAUCAGGCCGGCUGAAACUAGAGACCGUGGAUGACCUUUUCAACAUCCUGAAACUGAGGAAGAGGAGGAGGGAGAGGAAGGUGCAGAACAGGAAAGAACCAGAGCCAGAGAUCAUUCCCGACACAGUCGAUGAAGACACGUUCCUGAAAGCAGCUAUGGAAAAUAAACUGCCUGUGAUUGAGAAGUACCUGUCAGAUGGAGGUGACCCCAACGUCGGUGAUCAUUUCCUAAGGACAGCACUACACAAAGCCUCAUCCAAGGGCCAUGUGGAGAUUGUGAAGAGACUGCUGGAGGCUGGGGCUUCCAUUGAGAAGAAAGACAGAUUGGAUGCCACUUCAGUACACUGGGCCUGCAGGGGAGGCAGCUUGACUACUCUGGAGCUGCUUCUCAAUGAAGGAGGGAAGUUCAACUCCAGAGACAAGCUGCGCAGCACUCCUCUCCAUGUGGCAGUGAGGACGGGACACAAUGAAUGUGCUGAGCACCUCAUCCACUGUGGAGCAGAUGUCAACGCUAAAGACAGAGAUGGAGACACACCCAUGCACGAUGCUGUGAGGAUAAACCGAUUCAAAAUGAUCAGGCUGCUGCUGAUGUAUGGAGCCAGUCUUAAAACUAAGAACAGUGAAGGCAAGUCCCCUAGUGAGAAUCUUCUGGCCUGGCAGAGUGGUGCUAAAAACCUCCUGUGUAACAGCAACAAUGUUAAAUAGAACAAUGACUUCUCAAGGUCUUGGGGAUCUAUCUAUGGCUAUUGAAAUCCAUCCAUUCAUUCAGAUUGUCAUUGAUAACUGAUACUGAUAGAAUUGUUGAAUGCCGAUAUUGCUGGCCAAUGUUAGAGCUGUAGCUUCCAUGCAUUUUGAUGUUGUGUUGAGGUUGGCUAUUGAGAUUCUGGGGAGAUUUAUGUGAUUGUUGGUUUUAUUUUUAUUUAACCUUUAUUUAACCAGGUAGGGCAGUUGAGAACAAGUUCUCAUUUACAACUGCGACCUGGUCAAGAUAAAGCAAAGCAAAGCAAAAACAACAACACAGUGUUACACAUAA
Molecule: messenger RNA, 1623 nt
Organism: Oncorhynchus gorbuscha (pink salmon)
Lineage: Eukaryota; Metazoa; Chordata; Actinopteri; Salmoniformes; Salmonidae
Gene: ankrd1a
Product: ankyrin repeat domain 1a (cardiac muscle)
Exons: 9
Coding region: 375-1295 (306 amino acids)
Biological process (GO): regulation of transcription by RNA polymerase II
Cellular component (GO): nucleus
Molecular function (GO): RNA polymerase II-specific DNA-binding transcription factor binding
Source: RefSeq, a predicted model, not a curated record